Molecule: messenger RNA, 696 nt
Organism: Penicillium angulare
Lineage: Eukaryota; Fungi; Ascomycota; Eurotiomycetes; Eurotiales; Aspergillaceae
Product: DUF3245 domain-containing protein
Exons: 2
Coding region: 1-696 (231 amino acids)
Source: RefSeq, a predicted model, not a curated record
AUGUCGCUCUCAAAAGCAGAGUCCGACGUGAUAUUAAACAGGGCAAAUGUCGCUCUAUCCCGCAGCCAACGUCUCGUCUCAUCAUGGCUCCCCACCCAAACAGAAGACGAGCUAUCAAAUCUCAAAUCCGAAGAAGAGCUACAACGUGAAGAAGACGAGAUCUUCACCGCAGUACCAGAGACACUCGGAAUCGGCGCCCCACUCCCCGAAAAAGCAGCGGAUGGAAGUUGGAACCGCACAGAGUUAAGCUCGAAUGAUAAAUUACGGAAACAAUUACUUGGGAAGAACUAUGAUCGGUUUAUGAAGAUUCAGGCGGAAAAUAAGGCGCAGGCUAAGGUGAACAUUUCGGCGCCUCAGGGGGCUAAACCGGUUGUUGUGGAGGAGAGUAGUGAUGAUGAAGAGGAGGGGAGGACUACUUCUGUUGGGAUGAGGAGGAAAAAUGGACAGUCUAAGAUGAAGACAAAGACAAAGAUGACGACACAGGCGGAGGCGGAGACAGAGGCUGUCGAGAAGGAGGGAGGUCAGGAUCAGGAUCAGGAUACAGAUAUGCAGGUGCAGGGUGAUGGACAGGAUGAAGUGCCUGUUGCUACGAAGAAGGUACCUGUGCGACAGGCGCCGUCGAAGAAUAAGAAGAAGGCUACGAGCUAUUUGGAUGAGAUUUUGGCUCAAAGGGCGAACAAGAGGAAGAAGAGGUGA